AUGCGCUGGGUUCUCCUUCUUUGGCUCGCUUUGACCUUCUGCCUGAUCAAGGCUCAAGGACCUGUCGCCAUCUCUCGCAGAUACCAACCCACGACCGGCCGCAUCCAGCUCUUCCCCGCUUCACCACGAGCAGCCGCACUCACGCGCCACCACUGCAACAUCCUGCAACUCACCGCGACUCGCCGGUAUCUCGAGGCCGUCGCUGCCAGACUGAGUCUCGACGUGCAAAGGCUGCUAGUGGUGCGUCGUCUCUCCAAGGAGCAGCUCCUGGAAUCCAGCAUCCAAGGCAAAUGCGACUGCGAGAGUGCCGCCGCCCCCACGACCCCUACGCCCACACCGGCACAGCCAGUGACUCCCCCAGAAGAAGGGGGUUCUCUCACCCCCAACGGAUCGUGGGAGCUCAAGCCGACAGAAGCCGAGAGAGCAGGCAGCGGCUCGGCAGCUGACGAAGCGGCAGCGUCCAGUCACUCGGGGUCGUUCUUCACCAGCUCCAUGUUCGUCCUCGCCGUGUUCUUCAUGGCGGUGCCAGUGGCCUGCAUCCUCGGCUUCGUGCUCUUCUGCAAGCGCAGGAGACGGCAACAACACACCCACGCCUGA
Phytophthora sojae is the source of this 597-nucleotide messenger RNA. RefSeq lists its product as hypothetical. The coding region runs from base 1 to 597 and encodes 198 amino acids. The record is from RefSeq and is a predicted model, not a curated record. The transcript has a single exon. NCBI's taxonomy places the organism in Eukaryota, Oomycota, Peronosporomycetes, Peronosporales, Peronosporaceae.